Haliotis rufescens (red abalone) is the source of this 4194-nucleotide messenger RNA. RefSeq lists its product as uncharacterized. The transcript is spliced from 9 exons. Gene Ontology annotation, biological process: protein phosphorylation. NCBI's taxonomy places the organism in Eukaryota, Metazoa, Mollusca, Gastropoda, Lepetellida, Haliotidae. The record is from RefSeq and is a predicted model, not a curated record. Bases 225 to 3353 code for a protein of 1042 amino acids. Gene Ontology annotation, molecular function: protein binding; protein serine/threonine kinase activity; ATP binding.
GUCCCGAACUGAUGAAACGAAAGCUCACGCACGCGCAUAGCCGACCAAAAGGGAUGAAUGAUUGCAAAGUUUAGCUAUGACGUCAUUGUACACGUAAUCAGAUCAAUUAUAAUUAGUUUAGAACUAAUUACAACAAUGAAACCAACAAUAACUUUUACUGACGGCUUUGGUCAAGCACCGAUUCACUGAGCCUACUGCACGUUCAAUCAAGGCCACUAUUCAAGAUGUCAGACAACGUGUUGAAAUAUUUUGGUCUGCAGCCAAUUACCGAUGAAGGAAUCCAAGCGGUCAUCUAUGGACCCACUGUGCCAACCACAGCAACAGAAAGACUACAACAGUGGCUAGCUCUUCUUCCACCGACUAUACGAAAACUGAUUGAUGACGCUGGGAAACAAAAGCGCCCUUUUCUACCGCCGGACGCCACCCCUGAAAUGAUGACAGCUCCAAACGAUAAAAUCUCAUCAAUGAACCAGAUGGAAGUAUUGUAUAGGUGCAUCGACCUGGCCAUAAAAGCGAGAGAUUUCAAGAUGGCCGCCUGUAUUGCCUUUACCGUGGACCGGGCGUCCUAUUGGUCUGGGACGUCCAAACCUCUGCUGCAAGUUGUGGAAUUUAUAAAAGAAAAAUGUCCAGAAGUGUCCAUCGCUCCCCAGAUCCAAGUGAGGAAAGCCCGUUUGUUGAAGGACGAGGGGGAUCUCCAUGGUGCUAUCCAGGUCCUCAACCAAGUCCUCAUUAGACCCAAGGGGAAUCCAGGGGAAUGGAGGUACGCCGACGAGGACCAGUAUGUCACCACAAAGGCAGAGGUUAUCAAGAUUAAGGGCAAUAUAAUGCACAAUCUGGGUAUGAUGAAAGAAGCCGUGGAGCCUCUGUUACAAUCAAUCCAGUUGUUUGCCUCCCUGGGAGAACCGGACGACAAGGGUAUAGCAUCGUGUCUGGGGCUGCUGACAAGAUGUAUUGGGAAGUUGUCACUCAACGACUACGAACAAGUCCGGCAAAGAUUUCCCAAAGACUUUGAGUCCCAUCAUCCCUGCCACCAGUCCUACUUGACCGGCAUUGAAGCUGUCCGCUACAUACAAAAUAUUCACGAGAGUCUGUACCGCUCAAAACAUCAGCUGGAUGCGGAUGUAUCAUUGUUGAAGUAUGCUAUAUUGAGACCAUCUGUCCAAGAGGAAUACAAGUUGUUUCAGACAGUCCUGAAGGAGAUGAAGUCCUGCUUGAGUGCCCACAAGACCAUUUCAGCACUGAGGAGUUUGGAACAGUUCCAUGAGUUUGUUCGCGCUCUAUUCAUGAUAAGCCUUACGUUGUCACUCACUCCGAUUCAGCAGGACCGAGACCUUGCCGAGUACCUGCAGCAACUGAGCAUGGAGUUAUUCCUGCAUCUGUGUAGCCAUCAAGUCGCCGGCCAGGCUGCCCAGCUGGACCAUACAUCAAGGACAGUGAAGAUUAUGAACUUGUCUUUAACAAUCCUUGAUCUACCUGAGCUUGAAGGGAAGGUAGCAGAGAAAGAGAGCAUGGAUAGGCAACAGAAUGGGGAGAAAUCUAAAAGAGAAGAUGGCUCUCAGAAAGGAAAAGAUGGAUUUAAGGGAGGAGUGUCAUCUCAGAAAGGAGGGAUUUCUCAGGAAGGAGGGAGGUCUCAGGGAAGAAUGGGGUCUCAAGGAGGAGGGGCGUCUCUGAAACUGGGAGAAGAUAAGGCCCCGGAACUAGAUGGGGAUAGGUCGCUCACAAAGCGAGGAAUGAACUCUCUAGAAAGACAACAUGGGGGGCAGACAUCUCAGAAGCAUUCCAUCAAAGGAGUCUCCAAAAUGACAAAACCAGAAACUUCAGACCGCAAACCAAAUGAAGCAGAAACUAUUCCCCCUUGUUUGGGAAGAGCAGAAACAGAGCCUUCAAUAGGAUCAUCAUUCAAUACCCACAACCCAGAGGAUACGGAUAUCCUAAGAGCAACAGAUGAAUCUGUUCAGAAAACCAGGCGAAGGAAGGAAACUCCCCUAAAAGCAUGGACCUACAGCUUCCAACAGGAAAGAACAUCCCUCGGCAAUGAAGAGAAGACUCAAGGCUGUUACACCUAUCCCCAGAUGACACCAGGUAGAGUUGGGGAUCUCAAGAAGCAGUGGCAGAUAUAUAAACAUAAAUGUGUAGGUCUUCCUGUGGAUCCAGCCUUUUUCUCCUCCCCGGUGCCAUGUAAAAGUGCCCAGGACCUGGAUGAGGCAUCAUCCUCACCGACGGGCAAAGAUCUCCUCGUGAAUCUAUCAGAACCGUAUGUGAACAAAACCAUAGAAAGCAGAGAAAGUACUGAACAAAGAAAACAGGUAACCAAAGAGAAUAAUUUGGUAGACCAGGAUGCAACAACAAAACCAAGCGAAACAUCUGAAUAUGUUCACAGUAUGUUCCUCCACCCACAUGACAUUCCCAAUCAGCCGAUGAGAAGCGAGGACGAUAGGAAGAAAAGGCAGUUGAAUGAGAAUACUGAUGUUCCUGAGUUACAGCCUCUUGUUGACCUUUCAAGGACAACAUUGACAGAUUCUCUUGUAGAAAUGGAUCUUGGCAAGAGCAUCACAACCGAUGACCCUGCAGAGUAUCUAAGCAACUGGCGUCCACCACUGCCACAGCCGGAAUCUCCCGCGGAUAAGCUUCGAAGAUCAUUCCUGUUGACGUACAACCCCGCCACUGGUGACUGGACAGCACAGAGUACUCUGGUAUAUAUUGGGAAGAAGCUAGAUCUGGCAGAGGGGAAGAGAGGGCACUGUCGAGAUGCCUACCACGUUCAGUUCCUGCACCAAGACGAACCCAGAGGACGAUAUGUGGGCAAACGGUACAGGUCUUCGCGGCAUCACUCUGUAACACGCUACAUGCAGGAUGUGGUAUGUCAGAUGAUGGCUGGCCACUAUGUCCUCAAGUUCAACGAAGCCCUGCAGAACUACAAGCGGGACAUCCAGGUGCAGUUCCUGCCUGCUGCCCACCUGCAGUUGCUGACCCCGGACGGACGUCUCGAGGACUGCAUCAACGUGGAGCCGUACCUCCAUGGUGACUUCAUCAAGCUCACCAACAACCUGGCCUUCUCUAACAAGAGGGAGCAUCGCGGGGAGGAGCUUGCCACGGCCUUGACCCACUUCUCCUUCUGCGAGUCCCAGGGCACACUGAUGAUCGUGGACAUCCAGGGGUGGCUGGGAAGUGAGGACAGUGGCGUCAUCUACCUCACCGACCCACAGUUCCACACAAGCGGCAUGGAGAAAUUUAGUCCUUAUGACCAUCAGGAGAAAGGCAUGGAUAAAUUCUGGUUAGAGGUCCACCCUGUAUGCAAUGACAUGUGUAAGGCUGUUGGCCUGAGUCGACCUGUCAAGUCUAUAUCAGAGUGAGUGAGUGAGUGAGUUGGGUUUAAGGCUCCUUUUAACAGUAUUAUAUACUCACCGCCAAAAGAAAAGCGAAUGUUGGUUAAUAUGUGAAGAAAUACUCAUAUUCAAGAGAUAUAAGAUUGGUUUGAUGCACAAACGAACAUACUUGUAUGUUGUGUGAACCGACGCUCAUGACCGGAUCACAUGUGACGUCAUAGAUCCAUGACGAGAUGAACCGUUUGUCUAGUGCAGCAAUUCGUGAUAAGAAUAUAGACACUCUGUGGUAACACUUGACUGAUAGUUAGCUUCGUCAUCACAUUGGACACAUCUCUUCUUAACGUACAUACUUCUCUAUAUGUUUCUAUGCUUCGCGUUUCUUUUGGCGAUGAGUAUAUCACGGUGUGUGUGCUUAAUGUGCUCGUGCCCCCGUUUACAUCAGAUGUUCAAGUGGCGGUAAUACAUGUUCCAUACUAAUACCUGUACGGACCCUUCAAACACUUUUUGUGUUUAAGUUUAUAUUUAUCAAAUGACCGUUGAGUAUUUUGUUUAGUUUGAGUAACAGUUAAUGACCAGUUCAUGUUUACAGUUUCGACAGUUUCGACAUUCAUGGCUCUGCGACCAUUAUAUAUUCAAUGGACAUAACAUUUUAGCAUUUCUUUAGUGUCGUUUGGGUUACUCCACUGUAAAUCGACAGACAUAUUAUCUCGUGUAACUGACAAAAAUCAGGAAAAAAACCAUUUGCCUAAAACAGAAAAGAAGAAUUUGUCUAACAUCUAUAACAUUGUCACUGCUAUUUAAGUAUAUAGUCACUGAAACUGCAAUGUUGUAUUACUCUUUAUGUCUAUAUAUUUACAUUCGAAUGUCG